Messenger RNA from Mytilus trossulus (common blue mussel), 4245 nucleotides. RefSeq lists its product as uncharacterized. Gene Ontology annotation, molecular function: protein binding. The coding region runs from base 1 to 4245 and encodes 1414 amino acids. The record is from RefSeq and is a predicted model, not a curated record. The transcript is spliced from 26 exons. NCBI's taxonomy places the organism in Eukaryota, Metazoa, Mollusca, Bivalvia, Mytilida, Mytilidae.
AUGAUUGAUCCACAUUCAGGAUUGGCUUACAAUGAUGUAUGUUUAGGGAGAACAAGGAGAGAUUGUAUUGAGAUGAGAUGGACCAGACUGUCAUUUGAUCCAAACAUUACACUCGUUAAAAUUUUAACUGAUGGUGUUCCAAUCUGGAUGAAAAUCCGUGCAGUUAAUAAUGUUGAUUUGCGUACUAUUGGUGUUUCUGAUUAUGCCAUCAUUGUUGACAAGACACCACCAUUCUCUGGAGUUGUAAUGGAUGGGCCUAUCUAUGGCGAAGAUUUGCUGUAUACCAAAUAUCCUGAUAAAAUAUGUGCUAACUGGUUACAUUUCUAUGAUCCUGAGUCUGGUAUUGGAUUGUAUUUGGUUAGUGUUAGUUCUGUCAAACAGAUAAAUGUAACAGACAUUGCUAACUUGACAGAAUACAGCAGGACAACACACGAAGCUUGUGUAGAACUCACUCCUGAAAAUUAUCUGGAACAUGGACAUACCUACUUCACAACUCUGUGGGCAUUCAAUGGAGCUGUCAAUCAGAAAAAUGUGUCCGCUAUUUCAACUGGAGUUACUGUGGACUUAACUGAGCCAGUUUCUGGUCAUGUUGUGGAUGGAAACAAGACAGGGUUUACAGAUAUCCAGUUCUCUGGUAAUGCAGCUAAAGUAGAGGUUCAAUGGAGAGAUUACCAUGAUCCUGAAUCAACCAUCAGACAGUAUGAUGUGCAAGUUCAAGUAGCUCCGAAUUUGACAGAAAACUUCAAAACUAGAAGAGAUUUUGUCACAUUUUCUAAUAUGACGGAGAGUAUGAAAUGGCUGAAUUUCCAUUUUCAACAUAAGGACAGAGUGAAACUUUAUUUACGUACUACAAAUGGCGCUAUUAACUCAAUCAUCAAUGAGACAGAUGGUUAUAUUGUAGAUCUGACACCUCCAAAACUGGUAUAUCUAGGAGAUGGGUUAGCUCAACAUGAGGAUCUAGAAUUUCAGUCCAAUACCACCAUGUUAUCAUCAAAUUUCAAGUUUAUUGAUGAAGAAUCUGGAUUAGAUCAUUUUAAAAUACAGAUUUAUCAACGUCAUCAAAGUAUUAGAUCACAAAUUGUUCCAGCAAGGCGAAAUGAUUGGAUACAGCUUGAUGGUGAGACUGUAAAUGAAUUCAUUGACUCCAGUCUAGAUUUACUACAAGGUGCUGUAUACAGUAUCAGGAUAGGAGCUGUAAAUAAAGCAGGAUUUGUGGCAGCUUUUGAAACAAAUGGUGUAAUAGUAGACAGAACUCCUCCAGCAAUAAAUUGGCUUCAUGUCAACACUUUGUCAGAUGAUGAAGAACAGGCAGUUUAUGGUUAUGUUUGGCAAGCAGAUACAGAAGGUAUUAAGGCAGCAUGGCGAGCAUCAGAUCAUCAGUCAGGGGUGAUUAAUUACAAAAUAGCUGUUGGAUCCUCACCAGAUGGAACUGAUAUAAGGUCAUGGACAGAUGUAGGACUUAAAACAGAUGAAUAUAUUAAUGAAUUGUCUCUAGAAGUUAGUAACAUAGACACCAAGACUCCAGUGUACUAUGUUAGUUUGAUAGCAGUAAAUGGAGCAGGACUGGAAAGUUCUCCUGUGGUGUCAACACCAAUAGUUGUGGUGGAAGCUGACAAAGCAGGCAUAGUUAUUGAUGGUACAGACGGCACAGACCAUGAUCCUGUAUCUGACAUGGGUAUUGAUGUAGAUUACCAAUCUGACAUUUCUACACUCAGUGUUCAGUACACUGAAUUUGAGAGCCAUCUCCACGGUGUCAUGGACUAUGAAUGGGCUGUAGGGACAACCCCAGGUGGACAAGAUGUUACCACAUUUUCAUCUGAUGGAAUUUUACAUGUAGAAGAGCAAACUAUUGCUGGAGAUGGCAUAACAAGCUCUGGAUAUGCACAAGUAAAUGCUCAGCUAGAACCUGGAAAGACUUAUUAUUCUACCAUCAGAGGUAUCACGAAUGCUGGAAAUAUAAUUGAGUCUGUAUCAGAUGGAAUUACUGUAGACUUAUUGCCUCCAACAGUAGUGUUAGACAGGCUGUCGGAUAAAAGUGCAGUUGAUGGUGACAUAGGACCGAGUUCUUCAAUGUAUAAAAGUACAGCUGAUUCCCUGUCUGCCAUAUGGCACUACAAUGACACAGACAGUCAAGUAACAAGAGCCUGGUAUUCUGUUGGUACAUAUCCAUACGCUGAGGACAUAUCACCUAGAACUAAAGUGAAUAUAUCCUCUACACAAAGUAGUCACCUGGAGGUUGGCAGUAUCACACCUGAUGUUACAGGCAAACCUAAUAUAAUCAGUAUCUGGGCAGAAGACAAAGCGGGUAUGAUUGGACUUACUACAUUUGGUUCAGUUAUCAUUGAUACCAGUCAACCAGGAACUGGAUAUGUAUCUUGUCCAGAAUAUAUUGGGGUAGAGAGCCCAAUAUUAUGUUCCUGGUCAGGAUUUCUAGAUGAAGAGAGUCCAAUACAGAAAUUUAUCAUCACGCUUGGAUUGGAACAAGGAUCUUCAGAUAUUUUUGAAACAACUGUCACUGGAUUUUUGUCUUUUUAUAGCAUAAAAGGAGUUAACCAUCUUCUCAGUCAUGGCAAGUCAUACUAUGCCACAGUCACAGCAGUGAAUUCAGUUGACAUGGAAACAUAUGCUUUCUCUGGACCCAUUUCUAUAGAUACAACACCACCCAAGCAUGGGAAAGUGGUUGACCUGCAUACAGUCUACAGAAUCAAUGUCAAGGACAACAGUCAAACUGUGGCAAUGAAUGCUAAAAUCUGUAGUACAGAUGAAGAAUGUGAUGUAUUAGAUGCUGUAUGUUCCGAAUCUCUUACUUCUGUAUCAGCCACAUGGCAGGUCUUUACUGAUGAGGAAUCGGGAAUCGUUGGGUACCAGAUAGCAGUAGGUACUACACCAGGUGGAGGUCAGAUCAAAGCUUUCUUUGAUGUUCCACAAGAUGCUAGAUAUUACACAGUGUCUGGUCUAAAUCUAAUGGGAUAUAGAAAGGUCUAUGUUUCUAUCAGAGGAACAAAUGGAGCCGGUGUAUCUAGUGUAGCCAUGUCCAAUGGGGUUUACAUCUCUUAUUUAAGUCAAGAUCUACAACCACUGUCACAUGUUGGGAUAAGUGAUGUACUGGAAAACUCAGAUGUUGAUGUAGAUUUCCAAGAGAGUUAUGACACAAUCAGAGCAUCAUGGGAUUUGUCAGGUGACCCUUGUCCAUCAGUUAGAAAUGAAUGGCAGAUACAAAAGUUGGAUGGAAAUGUCAUUUCAAAAUGGCUAGAUUUGGGUGUUUCAGAAAAUGCAAUGCUUGAUGGUCUUCAACUUAAGGACAGAGAAUUAUAUUAUUCUUUGUUAAGAGUGACAAAUGCUCUGAAUUAUACUUAUAUAAUAAGAUCCAAUGGAGUUACAGUAGAAGAAGACCCUCUGCUUCCAGGCAAAGUUUUUGACGGUUACAUUACUGGAUUUGAUCUGAACAUUCUACCCUCGAGACGUAAAAUAUCAGCUAAUUGGGAAGGUUUUGGUUUACCAGCUUCUGCGUCCUUUCAAGCUGAUGUUGAAGGAAACCCAGGUUAUCAAGUUGACGAGUCAAAAACAGCAGAACGACCUGGCACCCAGCAAGUGUUGUUUUAUGAAGUAGCUGUGGGAACAGAUAGAAGAUUUCACAAAACAAGAGACAAUAUUGUACCAUUUACCAAAGUUGGUUUGAACGAUUCUGUCACAUUUUAUGAUCUCGAUUUAGAAUCAGGGGCAGCAAUAUAUUACUUCACUGUAAGAGCCUACAGUGCAUCAUUCUCUGUUGCCACGGUUACAUCUAAUGGAUUCCAUGUUGGAUAUGACGGCGGUGUUGAAGGUGGAUCCAUCAUCAUGGGAGACUAUAUCAAUACUGAUACCUAUGUAGAUAUACAGUUUGAAGGGUUUACAUCACAGUUAGAAAUCAUGAUGUAUUAUGUAGCACUGUCCAAUCAUUCUGGAUCAGUAGGAACGGACUGUAAACUUUAUAUUGAUGGACGUAAAAGUGAACAGGUUGAUGAUUACUCAUUUAAUGUAGCACCACUGAUCAACAUCAACAAGAAUACAUUUUACACAUUAACAUCCUUAGAGCUACAACCAGGAGGAACUUAUUAUGUAUGGGUAAUAGCUACAGAUGAAUCAGGAGACUGUGGAAUGAUUCACCACAAAUUCACAGUGGAUACAACACCUCCAUUGUACGGAGCUAUGACUGCUGGACUAUUUUAUAACAUGCUACAGAUGAAUCAGGAGACUGUUGAAUGA